This is a messenger RNA of Falco peregrinus (peregrine falcon), 8208 nucleotides long. RefSeq names its product ring finger protein 152 (gene RNF152). The transcript has 2 exons. Gene Ontology annotation, cellular component: lysosome; lysosomal membrane. The record is from RefSeq and is a predicted model, not a curated record. Gene Ontology annotation, biological process: apoptotic process; protein polyubiquitination; negative regulation of TORC1 signaling. Lineage: Eukaryota; Metazoa; Chordata; Aves; Falconiformes; Falconidae. Gene Ontology annotation, molecular function: ubiquitin protein ligase activity. Bases 3768 to 4379 code for a protein of 203 amino acids.
GCAACACUUUCUAGAGUGGCAACACAGACUUUUACCCUUUCCCCCUUUCUUUUAGCAGUCCCUAAGACAUCUCUUUGGUUCUUAACUGCUGUUCUGUGUGGUGCUACAUGGAAUAGAGUCAUAGAUUCGUUUAGGUUGGAAAAGACCUUCAAGAUCAUUGAGUCCAACCAUUAACCCAACACUGCCAAGUCCACCACUAACCCAUAUAAUUAAGCACCAUGUCUGCACAUCUUUCAAAUAUCUCCAGGGAUGGCGACUCAACCACUUCUCUGGGCAGCCUGUUCCAGUGCUUGACAACCCUUCUGGUGAAUAAAUUUUUCCUUAUAUCCAAUCUAAACCUCCCCUGGUACAACUUGAGGCUGUUUCCUCUUGUCCUAUCACUUGUUACUUGGGACAAGAGACUGACACCCACCUUGCUACAACCUCCUUUCAGACGGUUGUAAAGAGCAAUAGGGUCUUGCCCUGAACCUCCUUUUCUCCAGGCUAAACAACCCCAGUUCCCUCAGCUGUUCUUCAUAGGACUUGUUCUCUAGACACUUCACCAGCUUCGUUGCCCUUCUCUGGACACACUCCAACACCUCAAAGUCUUUCCUGUAGUGAGGGGCCCAAAAAUGAACACAGCAUUCAAGGUGAAAUAAAUGUUGGAAAUAAGUGAUGAAGCGUACCUGAGGUAAGUCUUCAAAAGCAAUUAAUGCUUUUGGGAUAUACUCUGGAGAUCAUUGGGAUGAGUGUGACUUUUUUUAGAAAUCCCUGAACCACCUUUCAAAGUAAGAUCAUUUAGAUCCUUAGCAGGAAACACCUGUAAAAAACAGCAAUCCUUUCAAACAUGUAGUCCUCUUCAGGGUUCGAUCGCAUCAUGAAAAGUGACUUGUAUGUUGAAAAUGCCCCAUAUUGUCAUUUUUUUUUUAAGCCAGCAACCAAAAAAAGCUGAGUAAGUGGCUUUGUAAACAUGCUGCUACAAAACUGCUGCUGAUAGCUGGAGAGUGUUUAUCUCAUCUGCUUUUGCUAGACUGGGAAAAGUAAAGAAAUCAUGGUGUAUUGCUAGACUUAAGCAUUCCACAUCCAGCAGUAGAGUGAUAUGAGUAAGAGGUACUUCUGACUCACUCAGUGGCUGACCACAUGAGAAGAAAAAUUGGUACAGAGUCAGUACAAAAAGCUUUGUUUGCCCUUUGCAUUACAUUUUCAUGAAUUUCUUCUGAAAGAAAACAGUUGAAUUGAAAUGAAUGUUGCAAUGAGCUGACAUUUUAAUGGAAAUGACCAUUUUUGCCUAAGGAGAAAGUAUUUGCUUAAUUUGAUCUGAAACUGCCAAUGAAUUUGUUCACCUCAAAACUACAUUUCUUUCGUUAGCUCUAACUCACAUGCAGAAAUCAUGAGACUGGCUUGCAAGACAGAGACUGAAGUUUAGGGGUUCUACCUAACUGGGAUUUGGGGCUUCUGAAGUUCAUGUUUUCAGGCUUUUCUUCAGAAAUAUGAGGCUAGCAGCUUGAUUUUUACCGAGUACUGAAUUGAUCGUCCAUAAUCCCGUGAGCCUGGGAUGCACCAUGACUGUAUACUAUCAAGAUUGUGAUGGAGUCUUGAGCAUUAGCAACAUUAUGCCAGUUAUCUUUUCUAAGUUUGUUCUGAUUUACAUUGCAAGGACUGCAGAACUAGGCCCAAAAUUAAGAGGUAAAGCAGUUUGCUUCAUUUUGGUUGUUUUACUCUGAUGUAGCGUAACACAGUCCUUUCUGAGCAUUUGCGCUCCAUACAGCAAAAAUGCUGUAUACUGUUAGUUAAACUAUUUUCACACCGGGAUGUAUCAAAAGCAGCCAGACUUUGAAUGGCAGAAAUAUGAUGGGUGAUGUCUAGUUCAAGCUUUGAAGCUUACUUUAGAAAGAAUGAAAUACAACCUGACAAAGCUUGGCAGGUCUGAUAAACUUCUUGCAGCUACAGAAGGUGAGUGGCUUUUGGAAUUGAAUACCAUCUCUGUGAAGAAAAGUCGCAGUAGAUUUCACAUGAUAUGGACAAGAAUAAUUUAUUUUCCUGUGCAUAUGAGCAGCCAGUUACUGUCCCCAUCCCAGCAUGGCUGCCAGAGCACAGAGGCUAGCAGCUCUGAGCUCAGUCUUCCAGAGCUGUAAUUUAUCUCAGCCCACUGGAGAGGGGUGUGGCGGAGCUGACCUCGGUUACGGUGGUUGCCCUUGAGAGCACCACAUUGCUUAGCUGUGAAACUACUUUUGUCUGCAAAUGGUGCCGGUUCGUAUGGGGGAAAGACUCGGUGCAAAUCCCCUCAACUCUAUUCUAGACUUCAUCAUAGAAGUCCAUCCAUGGGAGUCUUCUCAUUUCUCUCACGGGGAUGUCCAUGUCCAUGGGCAUGAAGGAGAGAGCUGAGAGCUUCUGCUGAUGUCCGUUGUCUCACCCCUAGUCAGAAAUUUUCUCUGGUGGUACUGGGGCUUCGAGUCAUGCUGUGUAGCUGGUUGAGUUAGUUGAUGUGCCACCAGUUGUUUAGUUGCAGCUGUUGUGGGAAGGCUGUAUCAUGUUUCCUCAGGUCACACAUUUUCAGGGUGGUACAAGGGUAGCAAAGGCAUCUGCACUUAGCGAUUCCCUUUAUCUGCCUGUGGCUGCUGGCACGACGUUCUGUAUUGAUGAACAGUGUGUUAACUAUGUAAAUGUGCAACUGACCUUGAACGUGUGUCUUCCCAUUAGCUUUCGUGGCUAAUGUCAGGCCAUGCACUUCAUAACUUGUCAGGACUGGAGCUCCUGGAGUCUUUAUAGUCACGGCGAGAAACAUGUGGUUUGGAAAAGUAUAGGAAGAAAUUAUUUAUCUACUAUAGCCUGCUAAAGCUCUUCUGGAGGAUUGUACUGGUGUGAAGACAGAGAUAUAAAUCAUGAAAUAGGAAAUCAUCGAUAUGGAUGCAGUUCAGGCUUGGUCGCAGUGAGAGUUGGACCGUUCCCAAAAUUCACUAAGUAAGGGUGGUAUUAAUAUUACUAGCUGACAGAGUUACAGGGUGAAUGAUUAGUUUCCAAUAAGAAAGGAGCUUUUGGAUCAGUUCCAGUUCCUUUUGGUGUAGUCUGCAAACCAGAAUGACCAGUGCCAUGACCUGGAGUAGCUGUAGUGCUUAUCAGAGACCGAAAAUGCAUGAAGAUCACAAUUUGUCUGCAUUAGGAAAUGGCAUCGCAGUUGACCUUGAGGAUGCAUAUUAGUUUGCUGUCUUCUACUGUCGUGAAGAUAAGCUCUUGGAAGCAGUUCUUCUGCGUUAGGACUCUGUUACACCUUUUCUUUUGAUAAAGAGGGGGCUUUACUCCCUUGUGCUGCCCAUUUAGCAGAUUUCAGGAGAAAGGUAGAAAGAUGAAAAAAGCUGCCCCUGCCCCAUCUAAUCUUCUUCAGACCUUAUUCAACUUCUUUAUAGUCUAUGAAAGAGAAGUAUUUACUUACUUCUUGUUCUGUGGCUUCUAACAAAAUAUUUUCCUAUUUCUUAAUCACAUCUAUUUCAGUGUAAAAGGAUGUAUUAUUUUGAUUCCCUUAGGUCUGUUGCACUUUUUUUAGCAGCCAUGUGAAGGUAGCUGUUCGGUGAUGUGGCUUGCAGGAUCACAUCCUCAGGAAGCCACGUGGGGUGCUGAACAGUUGAGGCCAGAGGUUCUCCUGCGCUCUCCGUAGCCGGCACCCGGCGCUGCCUCGAGCAGCAGCAGCAGCAGCAGCAGCAGCAGCGGCAGGAAGGCGGGUGCUGCCCCUCGGCUGUGGGGCGCCGGCGUGAGGCUUGGCGCCAGGCCUGCCGUGCCUCCCUGCACCAGCCAUGGAGACCCUGUCCCAGGACUCUCUGCUGGAGUGCCAGAUUUGCUUCAACUACUACAGCCCCCGCCGGCGGCCCAAGCUGCUGGACUGCAAGCACACCUGCUGCUCAGUGUGCCUGCAGCAGAUGAGGACCAGCCAGAAGGACCUGCGUUGCCCCUGGUGCCGCGGGAUCACCAAGCUGCCGCCUGGGUACUCUGUGUCGCAGCUGCCUGACGACCCUGAGGUGAUUGCCGUCAUUGCAAUCCCCCACACCUCGGAGCACACCCCUGUCUUCAUCAAACUGCCCAGUAAUGGGUGCUACAUGCUGCCCUUGCCCCUCUCCAAGGAGAGGGCACUACUGCCGGGAGACAUUGGCUGCCGCCUCCUGCCUGGCAGCCAGCAGAAGUCCCUGGCAGUGGUGACGAUCCCGGCAGAGCAGCAGCCGCUGCAGGGCGGCCUUCCCGCUGAGGGGGGAGCGGAGGAGCCGGACCGGAGAGGCGCUGUGAAAAGCUCCACCUGGUCAGGGGUUUGCACUGUGAUCCUGGUGGCCUGCGUCUUGGUCUUUCUCCUGGGCAUCGUCCUCCACAACAUGUCGUGCAUUUCCAAGCGCUUCACGGUCAUCUCCUGUGGCUGAGGUGGGGAGCGGGUGCGUGCGCUCCCCCGGGGGCUGGGUUGGGGUGGUGGUGGUGGUAUCAAGCGAGACAAUUCACCGCAGCUUUGCCCAGUGACUGCAGCACACUGUGCGCUGGGGCAGUGGUGCACUGGCCUGGCCACAGCCCCCAGUAGUGCGGUGUCGGGCCUCGGCAGCGUGCAGAGGAAAUCACAUCCUAUGUCUGGCAGCGGCGGCGCUGAGGAGGACUGCAUGCGUCACCGUAAUCAUUUAUCAAAGGGACUGCAACUUACAGUGAUUUUUUUUUUCUUCUUUUCUUAAUGGUGUUACAAGAUUAAAGACAUCUGUGUAGCUGGUGACACUGUAAAGUAUACGGUAUGAGCUCUUCUCUAAACACAGUAGAUUAAAAUCAAAGCUGCUCCAUGUAGAAUUAAAGGAGAAUUUGUGCGUGACUCUGUACAAGGUGUUCAAUACCAGUCCACACAUGCAUUAUUUUUUAAUGGGGAGAGGGAGGAAGACUUGUAAAACCAAGAAAUCAUUUAGCUGGUAAGACAUUUUAUAUGUUUUAAACUACACAUUAAUUAUACCAAGUUAGGGAGUUGUAGAGUAGUUUUUAAAAGGAAAUGUUUUACAAGUAAUCAUUUCUUUCCAUGGUGUGUGUUUUUUGCCUCUCUCUGUUUUUCCCCAUCUUUUUCAACAUCAGGGAAGUGGCACUUGCAGCAUCUUUAAUUUGAAGGAGCUUCCAAGCAGGGAAGCAAAGUGGGCUAGGAGGAAUAUCUAAAAAUACAGCCAAAACACUUCUGCCUAGCUGGCUUCAAGCAAAGGAUGGCUUUGAAUGGUAAACACUGGACAUACUGUUUUACAUCCAAUCUGGCAGCAGGGCUUCUCAGCAACCUGACCUUCAUAGCCAUUAGUGAAGGGUCAUGAGAAGUCCUAGGACUCCUCCUGCAAGACUGCGAUAACAAAUUGUUCUUCUUCUUUUUCUAGAGGAUGUUUUUUCUUAAUCAUUUUUAAGGAAUUUAGACCCAUUUUGCUUCCCUCUUUUCUAGGAGAUAAAACCGUGCACCCAUGGAUGGUGUGACAGAGGAGUUGCUCUAAGGAGGCCUCACCAUCCCAACUGAGACCGAGGACCCUUAUAUGCAGUCAUCUAGUAAGAGGCAGUGACUCCUGCUGUGAGGGCAACCCAGGCCAAACCAACCCUCUACGGAGUGGGCUACCCCUCCUAAACCACUGUGGCUGUCCUGGUGUCAAAAUUUCUGGGUGACUGUAACAAAGCCUUUCCUCGCAUUCCAGUCUUAUAAAUGUUGGUGUUUGUAAGGACAGAUUUUGAAAAAAACACCACAGGAAGUGUCUCCCUCCACCUGUGAGUGUCAUGAAUCCCCAGUCAUUGGCAGUUCACUUCUUUGGAAGAGCCAAAUUCCUGAACAUUCACUGCAGUAGCGCCUUGCUCUAAGCAGUUCCGCUAGCUUUAGUAGUACUGCUUGGAAGUAAAACAGAGCUCAGUGUGAAUUUGGCUAUUUGACAAGCCUGAAAGCUGAAAUUUGUGUGAGAUUUAGGGGUUGGAUCAAGGGGCACAUGACAGACCUUUAGUAAGACAGAAGAAUCUAUUGAUUUGCACUGCUGCUUUUUGCAAGUACAAAGCAUAACCUUCCUGAAGCAUGACCUCUUGUUGUCCACCUACUGCUCUUUCUAGUAAUUAAUUAGAGAUUGCUCAAUGCCAUAUUACAACACUGGAGAACAUAAUUUUGAUUAUGUGGUGCCCAAGCUGGCCCUUUAGAUACCAGUGGUGUUCUGGUUAUGUCACAAAAUCCAGUUGCUCGUUCACAAUAAACAUUCUCAGCUAGGACUUCUGCCAGGAACAUACCUCUAACUUCAUGCUGGAUUUCUUCCUCUCCCUGUUCCCAAACCACCAUUUUCUUCCUUGAUUCCUGCUAACAGAAGAAUAGCAUAUGGUGCUUAAUUGUUAUGGCGUGUGUUGGGUCAUGUAUGGAGAGGAACCAUUGUGCUGAUUUUUAUCUACUGUCAUAUGUGUGCAUAGCACAGCAAAAAAAAAAAUCCUCAGAUAACACAUCCAAUGCCUUUUUCAUGCAAGGCCCACGUGCAGUAUGCCUUGAACCUGGCUUACCAGUGUUGUAAUCACAUGGACACCUCUCCGCGGCAUGUUUAAUUUGGUUGCAGUAGGGAACAGCAGGUAUUCCAAAACGUGUCUUGUGAAUGUGCUAAUCUCUUGUUGCCACUAGGUAGCCAGAUUUCUACUGACAUCCACACUACGCUGCUUAUUCUGUAAAGGAAAGCCAGUUCACAAAAAAAUCUUGCCUUUAUAAGACUUUUGAGGAAGUGACCAGAUACAGGACUUGACCUUCUACUGCCUUAUCCCCUGUAGCAAUUGCAGGAGCAUAUAGCAUAGCUGGAAGAUGCUCUGAGAGCAGCGCUGCUGCAUUUUGCACCAGCUUCUGCAUUUGUUUACCUGAGUUGUCAAUGACUGCACAAAAACACGAGGCAGUGAAAGAGCAGGUCCUGGAGAUACAGUGCUGAUAACGAUAACCUCCUUCUGGCUGUACCUGGCCAACUGAAGCUCUUGAGGCUGAAGUUUCUCCGGCGUUACAAAGAACGGCUGUCUUGAAAACCGCCCUCUUCGUCCCUACAUGGAGGGUGCAGUAUGAAAGAUAAAUCAGAAAUUAGGUUAUAAUACCACCCUGCAUAACACAUUGUGCAACAGGCAGACCUGGACUUUAUCCGGUAUUAAUGACGUAAGUAUUAUAUUAGCAGAAUACCAUCCUGUAUUACGUAACACAGUACAUUGUUUUGUUAAUAUGAAUUUCCUGUACUUUUCAUGCCUGCUGAAAUGCAUGUUUGACCUAAUUUCUGAUCCAGACAUUUGCCUGCUCACAGCCUUGUGUAAGAGCAAUAAGUAAAACCUCAAGAUUCUUGCCUGCUUGUGCGCGCACAGUGUGUAUGUUCAUUCCUUUUUAUAAAUAGGAGUCCUGGAGAUGUUUCUGUUCUGGCUUCGGUCUGUGACUUCAAUUUUAAAUUUGCAGCUGCCAUAUCAUGUUGGAUCACCUAUCUUUUUUGCUGACUUGUGUAGAAGUGAACUAAAUUGUUUGUUGUAAUUUACAGUGUUAAAGUGUUUCUCAAGUAUGUCAAUAGUCAUACUACUUUAAAAAUGCAGUGCAGUCUGUCCCAUUCCUUGAUCCAAUACCUGGCAUUAAAAAGUGAUACUGCUAUAUACACCUCUAACUUUUUUUUUUUACUUUUUUUUUUUUUUUAAAAAAUAAACAGCUUUGUCUUUGUAAUUUUUCUCUGUGGAGAAACACAUUUGGAGUUGUGUCAGAAUCAUCAGGUUCUGGGCUAGUUUUUCUUCUCUGUUGCCCAGUAAGAAAUCACUGCUCAGUUCCUCCUCAAAGAAGACUGUGACACAGUACCGUUUGAGCAACCAAAAUUUAUGCUAAAACUUGUGGGUAAUUAUUCAAGCACCUGCAUUUUUAGAGCAAAUUACUCUGUAUGAAUGUGUAUUUAUUUGCUUGUUUAAUGGGAAGGAAGUGUGUGUUGGGGUCCAGCUUCAUUUUUUUUCCAGGGGGGAGGCCCAACUUCCAUUUUUGGCUUGUGCUUUGCUGGAAAACAGACUUUAGGGUUCACUCUGUGAAAUUUUGUUUAGUGAAUUUUAAAAAUUCAAAAUAUGCAAUUUUGGUAUGUGAGAUUUUUUUUAGGAAAUUGUGUGUUCGGUGAUUGUUCAUGCUUAACCAAGAUGUAAAGGAGCCUGGAUGGUUUGUAAACAUGGAUCAAUCAUUAACCCAAAGUUUCAUCUUUAUUAACGAAGCUCAGUCUGAAUAAAACAUCAGCAGGAAAAGAAUGA